Corythoichthys intestinalis (scribbled pipefish) is the source of this 2644-nucleotide messenger RNA. RefSeq names its product dolichol kinase (gene dolk). NCBI's taxonomy places the organism in Eukaryota, Metazoa, Chordata, Actinopteri, Syngnathiformes, Syngnathidae. The record is from RefSeq and is a predicted model, not a curated record. The transcript has 2 exons. Gene Ontology annotation, biological process: dolichyl monophosphate biosynthetic process. Gene Ontology annotation, molecular function: dolichol kinase activity. Gene Ontology annotation, cellular component: endoplasmic reticulum membrane. Bases 178 to 1743 code for a protein of 521 amino acids.
GACCAAGCUGUCAAAACAUGGCGGCCUCCGACUGCCUGGGAGAGACGAACGAUCUCUGACAAAGGAAAGAAAGCUAGACUUGAUCCUCCUGUCUGCAUGAGAACAUAAUAAAGCGCGCAGAGAGACAAGGUACCACCCAGAUGAAGAAGUGAGAGACGCCGACCUGCCUCCGCAGUGAUGAUCGACCCGGUUCUGGUGGAGUCGGCGACGGUGUCGACUGUGGUCCUUUGUGUCCAUGCGGCACUGUGGAACCAGCACUCGUGGUGCGCGGUGGGGCUGCUGGUCCAGGCCUUCUACUCGCAGCGCAAGUGGGACCGCCUGCUCAAGUCGGACGGCGCCGUCUUUCAGUUCCGGCCGGCCGCCGGCAGCAGCGGUGUGGUGCCGGCUUCGCUGGUGAUGCCUCUCCUGGGUCUGGUCCUGCGGGCCCAGUGCGCCUCGGCGGGUCAAGUGCACCUGGAGCGCUUCUUCAUGGUGGUGACUGUGAGCGGCAUGGUCCUAGCGCUCUUCGUGUCCUUGAUCGCGCUGGGCGUCACGCGGCCGGCGCCAGUUCACGCCUGCGCGGCGGCCGGGCUGUCGGCCGCCUCCGUGGCCUACGCGGCCAAGCGGACCCUGACCGUGUCGGAGGUGAUCGAGGUCCUGGAGGUGCUCCUGAUCUUCGUCUACCUCAGCUUGAUCGCGCUGUACCUGCUGCCGCGAUGCUUCACGCCCGGCGAGGCGCUCCUGGUGGUGGGCGCUGUUAGCGUGGCGCUUAACCAGCUGAUCAAGCGCUCGCUGAGCCGGACCGAGGCGGACGGCGGGGGCGACCCGCUCACCUAUCUGCUGCCCGUGCUGUCGGUAGGCUUGCUCCUGCUGGGCGCGCUCUUCGCCCUGCUCUUCCGCUUCAUGGAGUCGGAGACGUGGGCGUCCUCGCUCUUCUUCCACACCGUGACGGCCGUGCUGGCCCUGGGCGUCCUGGCGCCGUGGCUAUCGCUUUUCAUCGGACGCCAUCCUCUCACCUGGUUGUGGGACUUUGUCACUUUGGACCGCCGGCGUCUGGAACUGGUGGCGUACUGGGCCUUUCUGUGCUUGGCGGCCGCCGGCGUGGUCCUGCUGCAGAACCGACGGCGCCCGGCGGGCUCAGAGAAGCGCCAGGCUUCCACCACCGUGCGCAAGUACUUCCACGUCAUUGCCGUGGCCACCUUUGUGCCGGGGCUCCUCUACGACCGGCGCUUGCUGCACGUGGCGUCGGCGGGGUGCCUGGCGGUCUUCCUCUUUCUGGAAUACGUGCGCUACUUCCGGAUUAAGCCGCUUGGGACACCGCUCCGCCGGCUCCUCGCCUCAUUCCUGGACGACCGGGAUUCUGGUCCGCUUAUCCUCACCCACGUCUACCUCCUGCUGGGCAUGGCGCUGCCCGUCUGGCUUUCGCCGACGGCGUGUGCGUCAGCAGGGGCGGGCGGCCUAGCGCCCUACGCCGGCGUGCUGGCAGUGGGCGUUGGCGACGCGGUGGCGGCCGUUUUCGGCGCCGCGCUGGGCGAGCUCCGCUGGCCCGGCACCCGCAAGACUGUCGAGGGCACGGCCACCUCGGUGCUGGCUCAGGUGGCCGCCGUGGCCCUCUUGCUGAUUUUUGACGCGGAGGUGGACCUGGACGGCGCCUUCUCUUGGGUCCUGGCCUCAGUGACUUUGGUGGCCGUGCUGGAGGCCUACACCGCUCAGAUCGACAACCUGCUGCUACCGCUCUACCUGCUCGUCCUGCUCAUGCUCUGAUAUCGUAGGGAACUCGUCGGCCGCGGCACUAAAAAAUUAGCAUUCGCGGUUAGUCUUCCCACUUUAAAUGAAUUGGACGUCAAUCGUUGUUGACUGCACGCGAUGAAUCGAAUACUAUGAAAUUCAACAUGUUAUUGUGGUCAUAGGCGGAAUGUAUUUCUGUUAUUUGUAUUCAUUUUAAUAGGAUUCUUUUUGUUUCCAUUGUAUUUAUUAAUUAAAAAAAAAAAAGCAAUAAUGACUAAUAAUGUCAAAAUAAGCUUUUUUUCCUGAAGAGGUGCUUCUCAAAGAGCAUUUGGAUAAUUAUUAGGUCAACAAACAACUGAUCAACUAUUAAAAUAGCGUUAGCUCUGUGCCUUUAACAAUGAUAGCCAUCCAAUGAUGUGCUUCUUUUCAUACUGCUAUGAAUUGAAAUAAGUGUCACUCAGAGAGGUCCUAUCCAUUUGAAGUGGGAGGGCUUCCCAGAUCCGAUGGAACGGACGUCUUAUCGCCCGCCGAUCAUGGCGGCCAAUGACUUCAAAUCAUUACCUGUUGAUCAAUAGUACUAGUUAGUUGUAGAUGACAGCAUGGCAGCAAAAAAGGCCCAUUUUAAUAUCUUCCCUGAACAAGAAGUGUUUGGUUGUCAUUUUUUCCCCCCAAUUGAAUGUCACCUCCAAGCUUUGUGAUGCAUUUUGAAUCGUGUCGUAUUGCUUGUGAAAGAAAAAUAGCACUAUUUGUUGGAAAUAUGAUUUAUUAUGGUGAUGCAGUUGAAUGCAUUUGUAUGUGUGUGAUAGUACUUGCAAACAAACACCAAUUAAAGUAUGUGCUUAAAAGAAUGACUUGCGUUCCUUUUGAAGCAUUUCUAUCCGCCACCUCAUUCAGUGUAAAGAGCCGGGAACGGAAGUUUUUCGCUGGGUUGCAGCCU